UAGUGUCCUAAAAAUGCAGUGACACGGCUGUGUUUUUCCAGGUCAUAAGUAUUGGGGUGGUUCGACAGCUUAAGAUGAAAAGUCACGCCCGCUCCAUCCAUGAGUACGGCUUCUCCUCCAGAGUCAAGCAGGUUGACGCUGCCGUGCAUAUCAGCGAAUAUGGGAAAACUGUCUUCUUCAUUGGAGAGUUUUAUUACAGGUAUGAUGAGCUCAAGAGAAGGAUGGACCCCGGCUUCCCCCGACUGAUCCAAAAAGACUGGCCUGGAAUUCCUAAAAGGGUCGACGCUGCCUUUAAGUUAGAUGGUAACAUCUUCCUCUUCAGUGGGGCAAAAUCCUACCAGUACGACUUCAGACAGACACGAGUGAUGAAUACAAUUUCAGCAAACUCUUGGCUAGGAUGUUAAUACAUUGGUAAAUUACUAAUAAUUCAUACUUUAUAUAGUUGAGAAUGCUUAUUAAAGUUAAUAAAGCGAUAAAUAAGUAUCUUGUAUCAUGUAUUUGACUGAAUUGUUUAUUUUGUGGUGCAUGUCUUUACCUGUGACAUUUAUAUAUAUUAUGUGCAAGGAUGGACAGUGCUGAUAACUUAAAAUGUGAAUAUGAAAUGCAAAGUGUAUACUUUUAUUAAUGGAUUAUUGUCUUCAGAUGAACAUUCAAAAUGUACCUUCAAUACUGAACAACACUUAAAAACCUCA
This is a messenger RNA of Trematomus bernacchii (emerald rockcod), 692 nucleotides long. Its product is annotated as matrix metalloproteinase-18-like. Bases 75 to 404 code for a protein of 109 amino acids. The transcript is spliced from 3 exons. NCBI's taxonomy places the organism in Eukaryota, Metazoa, Chordata, Actinopteri, Perciformes, Nototheniidae. The record is from RefSeq and is a predicted model, not a curated record.